AUGUAAACUCAUGAUGAAAACAUGGACGAUUAUGUCACUCAAGAAUAGGAACACGAAGGUCAAUAAGUUCAGGUUAAGGACAAUAAGGCCGUAAAUGUUUCCGAAAAAUAAAUGAUAUAAUCCGACUAAGUCUCAUCAUAAUCUAAAGAAAAUCAGUACUCAAUAGGAAAGUUAUUCAAACAAUCUAUGGACAUAAUCGAAGAUAACUAAAACCUAUAAAGAUAAUAAGUCAACACAAGUUUAGCGAUUUCUUCUGAUAUGGAAGACUUUAAAACACCAUAAGAAAGUCCAGCAGUCGAACUAAUAGAAGAUGGAAAAGCUACUCUUAAUUAAAAUAUUAUAAGGACAUACUAACAAAUAAAGGAGAUCUAAGAGGAAAUUCAAAAAUCCAGUAUUUACACACUUUAUGGUAUGAAUGUUGCUGAAGUAAAUUAUGUGGACUUCGUUCUUUCUUUUUGA
Molecule: messenger RNA, 459 nt
Organism: Stylonychia lemnae
Lineage: Eukaryota; Ciliophora; Spirotrichea; Sporadotrichida; Oxytrichidae
Source: the annotation of a GenBank genome assembly